This is a messenger RNA of Magallana angulata, 2054 nucleotides long. RefSeq lists its product as uncharacterized. The coding region runs from base 1 to 1824 and encodes 607 amino acids. The record is from RefSeq and is a predicted model, not a curated record. The transcript is spliced from 2 exons. Lineage: Eukaryota; Metazoa; Mollusca; Bivalvia; Ostreida; Ostreidae. Gene Ontology annotation, molecular function: protein binding.
AUGAGAAUUGACGUCACAAGUAAACCUUCGAAAAUGCACGCGAGACUUGGUGCGAGAAAUAACAAAAGCACGUGUUUCCGGUUAUCAACAACAUUUAAUCGCACAGUUUAUCAUGAAAUCAAACAGUUUUUAACGUCCAUUUUACAGGUCCAAAACCAAGGACGCUUUACAAUCAAAAUGGAGUCAUCGACUGUGUCGUCUUUGGUUCAUAUGAUACAGACUUACGGUGAAACAUCAGCAUUAAAGACUUGCAUCGAAAAGAUCAGCAAGAAAUCCAUUGAACAGUAUAAAGGUGAAAAUGGAAUGGAUGUGCUGCAUUAUGCUAUUAUAGCGAAUAACAUGGAGGCCGUCAGUCUCUUAUUUCACAAAGGUAUAUUUAAACCGCCCCACGAAUCUUCGUCUUUCCCAUACCUACACUUGGCGGCAAGACUGGGACAUAAAAUGAUUUUGAAUAUGUUGCUUCAAGAACGUCCUUUGGAUAAUGUGCCAGCAGUUUUCAAUUAUAAAUCGGCCGGCGAUCGUUACAAAGACAGCAAAAUUGCAGACGACAAAGAAUCGGGCGAUUUCAAGCAGACAGCCUUGGAUUUAGCGGGGAAAAGUGGUCACGUCGGAUGUGUGAAAACUAUUCUAGACCACUGUCAUGGGAAAUUUGUGCAAGGAAAAAAAUUCAAAGGCAACGAGGCUUAUAUUGAGAUGGCGUGUCAGCUCGACUCUCCCUACGCUCUUUGCUCCCUUUUAUCAGACCAUCCCUCGGAUGAAGAAAUCAAAAGUGCAGUGGGUGCCGCUUUGAAAAACGCCAGACCAGAGUGUCUGGACGUGCUGUUACGACUGCGGACAGAUCUGUCCACAUUAUUUGAAGGAAUGAACUUGUUUCACGUCCUGUAUUCCUACACCUUGUCUUUUGACAAGAAGUGGUACGAACGGCUACUUGCUGUGACGACAAUUUUAAUUAAGCAUGGACAUAAUGUUGGAGCUUCGAUACCUUUCCGCACCUAUCCUUUGUACAGUCUUCUUUCUCACUCGGCAUGUCAUGAUUUUGACAAUUCCUCAAACUACAUCAUUGCUUGUUCCCUGUUGCUGCACAAUGCAGGAGCGGAUCCUAACUUCGAUGAACUUCAGUUUGAAAAAGAUUUUGAGGACAUGCGGAUAAGGUCUGCUUUUGGGAGAUGUGCCUUUUCCUCGGGGUUACAUUGCUUAUUUCAAACUGUCGAACAUUAUGCCACUCAAAUGCAGGGAAACCGAUAUUUAAAGGUAUAUAUGAGCAAAUGUGCUGCAGUUUUACUCAAACAUGGAUGCAACCCAAAUUACGUUGGGGAAAUCGACAGUUCCACAAACCAAUCGGGAAACAGUUUACAUGCCCUCUGCCGAACGGUAGUUUUUACCGGUGUAGAUGACAAACUGAUCAAGCUUCUUUUACAGAAUGGGGCGGAUCCGAGUGUUAAAGUCGGUAGUGAUUUCCCUGUAACCGUGUUAACGGGUAAACUUCUAGAACUCGAUGAUGAGGAUCAGUGUCUUUUGCGAUCUACGGAUGUGGAACAUCUGAAAGUCAUGAUAAACGCAAUGACGCAAGGAGCGAUUCGAGAAAGCAUGGCAAUAAUGGACCAUGGGGUAAAAGAAAUGAAAACGUCCAUACCCCAAAAAGAUAAAAGGUUCCAAAUUUACGACAAGGUUCAUAUGUAUUGCUCGGAGUUGGUCUCAGAUGUGUGGAAUUUAAAACGGAUUUGUAUGCAGAGAAUUUUGAGUUUGUGUGACAGAAAAGUGACCAGCAUUUUGAAGUUGCCACUUCCAAUGGCUCUUAAAAUGAACAUUGUUGAGUUUCAGUGAGAGUUGUCCUCCUUUUGCCGUUAAUUCAAGAUCUGCAUGAAAUAAAUUACUGUAUGCCAACUGUUCAAUUAACUGGAGAACUAAUGCUAUCAAAGUUUCGUUGAUGAAACAUGAAAUAUAAUUAAAAAGAUAAAAAAAAAAUUGACACAGAAUUAUGUUCACCAUUGGUGCUUUCUAACAAACUUUUCAAAGCAAGUACCUGCGCUUUAAUGAAUUGCUUUAUUUUGAUA